Messenger RNA from Rhodotorula toruloides NP11, 1194 nucleotides. RefSeq names its product mitochondrion protein. Gene Ontology annotation, cellular component: mitochondrion. The coding region runs from base 1 to 1194 and encodes 397 amino acids. The record is from RefSeq and is a predicted model, not a curated record. Lineage: Eukaryota; Fungi; Basidiomycota; Microbotryomycetes; Sporidiobolales; Sporidiobolaceae. The transcript is spliced from 5 exons.
AUGUCAACCCGGCUCGUCUUCUCGCGCACUCUCCCAUCAAACGCACUCCCACGACCGCGCACACGCCGUCCCUCUCACGCUCUCGCCCUCGCCCAACCACGCUCAUUCGCAACUUCUCCAUGCCCGCGGGAGGGGAAACACGGCUCGACGCGCAAGAUGCGCCCGCGGGACCGAUUACAGUUCCUGAUGGAGAACGAGAAGGAUGGGACUAUACCUGCGGAAGAGGGGGAGGAAACGACUGUGUUGCCUGCGGCCUCGGAACAGCCUGUCGAUCCUCCGACUCCUGCGACGGCGACUCCUGCGCCUGAUACGGCAUCACACGCGUCCAAUGCUGCGCCUUCGACGUCUUCCUCCUCUGCGCAACCACAACCGCCGCCUCCACCGCCUUCGCCUCCGGCCGCAUCAGAAGGCGAACUGAUCCUCCCCCCACCAAUGCCCGGUCUGCCUCCCUUGACGUCGCACCAACUCCCCCUCACUCGCCUCCCCUUCUCCUCUCAACAAUUCGUGAAGCGCCUCGAGGGCGCGGGGCUGAAGAGAGGAGUGGCGACCGAGUUGAUGAAGUUGACGAAGGGGUUGUUGGGGAGGGAGGAACAGCGGGCGCAGCGGGAGAUCUUGAACAAGCAGGACUUGGAGAACGAAUCCUACCUCUUCACCGCGGCCCUGGCCGAACUGAAAGCCGGCUCGCAAAUCAAGAGCCGGAACGACGGGAUCACGCUGCGCAGCUUGACGGCCAACUUGCAGCGCGAGACGGACGGGUUGGACCAGAAGUUGAAGGAGGACAUGAGGAGGUUGUCGAGCGACAUUCAGCUCGACAUGAACAACCGGAAGGAGGAGAGUAGCCAGGAGUUGCAGGCGCUCGACAAGAGGGUCAUGGACCUGAACAGCAAAUUCACGGUGAUCCUCGGCGAGGUGCGGACAGAAGCCGAGUCGACGCGGUGGAUCAGCACUCGCCGCGCCAUCGUCGCUAUCGCUGUCUUUGUCGUGUACACCGUCGCCGCCUGGUCGUGGGAGAAGAAGCGACCUCCACCUCCGCCUUCGAUCGAGGAACUGGGCGUCAAGGUUCCUGUCGGCGAGGAGGACGAGGCGCUGCAAACGGACGCCGCUGCGGGGGACUCGCAGCGGGGUUGGUCGUUCUGGGGACUCGUCGGGCCGACAGAGGGCAAACGAGUCGGCGGCGACGAAGACGAGGCGUGA